AUGCGCCUAUUGCGACUACGCUAUGGCCUUGCUGCCGGAUACUCUCACUUGAGGCUCAGAAUAAAUAUCUGUCGCAGCUUUUCCAGCUCCCAGGUUCAUCGUGAGCUGACACCGUUCACGCGCCGGCUCUUCAAACUCCCCUCGGCCCCAUCUCCGCCCUCGCAACACCACAAUGACCUGACAACAUUUCUCUCCUACGCGGAGCAUAUUUCUCUUCCAGAGACGAGUACGGUACAUGUCGGCACACACUACGAGUAUACCGUUCUCCGAACCCUACGUCGCUAUGCGCUAAGCCUUGACCGCAUCGGCGGUCGCGACGACGCCGGCAUCGAUCUCGUUGGCACUUGGCACCUUCCGGAGCGGGAGCGAGAGCGCGCACUCCGCGUACUGGUACAAUGCAAAUCCCUGAAGGCCAAAGUGGGCCCUAACGUCGUCCGCGAGCUAGAAGGAACCUUCCGCCAGGCACCUGUCGGGUGGCGCACGGGCGAAACGGUUGGCGUGCUGGUGAGCCCGCGUGAGGCAACCAAAGGUGUUCGUGAUACGUUAGCUCGGAGCUCAUAUCCGUUGUUCUGGAUGAUGAUCGAGCGGGAUGGAACCUUGAAGCAGGCACUUUGGAAUGCCCGUGCAGAGGAACUUGGGAUUGGCCCUCUAGGCGUGGAAACACGAUAUGGAACCACAGGAGACGCCGAAUCUGGCUCGGUUACAAAGGAAAUGCUAUUGACCUGGGAUGGAUGUGAUAUCCCCGAUAUGGACCAGGUGGAGCAAAAGCUUUUCGAGUUCGCCGAAGAAUGGGUCGCAUCCUGGGGUAUGGACUUGUCGGAAAUCCAGAAGGGGGAGCUUCUGGAUGCUGCAGAAAGAAUCCUACCGCAUGACGUCUCUGCUCAACUGCUUGACAGGACAAUAUCGGACGCAGACAGGAAGAAGGUAACCCAAGCUUUACAAGAGCGGCUACAACAGCAGCGAGCAUCCGAGUGA
Molecule: messenger RNA, 975 nt
Organism: Penicillium concentricum
Lineage: Eukaryota; Fungi; Ascomycota; Eurotiomycetes; Eurotiales; Aspergillaceae
Exons: 1
Coding region: 1-975 (324 amino acids)
Cellular component (GO): mitochondrion
Molecular function (GO): nucleic acid binding
Source: RefSeq, a predicted model, not a curated record